This is a messenger RNA of Auanema sp. JU1783, 2154 nucleotides long. Lineage: Eukaryota; Metazoa; Nematoda; Chromadorea; Rhabditida; Rhabditidae. The record is from the annotation of a GenBank genome assembly.
AUGAGUGGAUCGGCGAACAUUGAUAGUGAUCUUUCUGAUUUCGGGGGAGUAAUAAUACCAAACUAUCCAGAUGAUGAAGAACCAAUAGAGUUGGAAAUAGAGCCGUCUGUCGUAGUCGAUGACCUGGAAUAUUUACGAAGAACGUUCAAGAUGUGUCCUAAGUUUGCAGAAGAUGAAAAGGUUCCGGAUGCUGUAAUUUACCCUGAAGAGAUUCAAGGUCAUGUUUUAGGUGCACUUAUGGCUUCAUCAGCGUACAUUGAUGAUGCGGGAGUCAGCGCAGCACUCAUUGAUCAAAACUUAGCAGAUAUCACAAAUCGAUUCAUAACCUUGAAAAGAAUAGGAGCUGUUCUUAAUGAAUCAGAUGCGGCGAAAAAAAACAUUGAGUUAGUUUUGCGGAACCCCAUUUUUCGGGGAGUCAUUGAAGAAGUGAACACAUCUGACGGCAACCGAUACAGGCCUGUUGAAAAUAGCUGCAUUGGUGGAUUGCUUAGUGAACUCAAACGUUGUUUCAAAAAGAAAACGGCAGAAAUGGAGGCUAAAGCUCAGAAAAAACGUCGUGAAAUGGAGUUACCUGAUAAUAAGCAGAGACGUAUGCAUGGAAGAAACCUUCUAGUUAAUAUGAUGAAUUUGGUUAUAAAUGCACUGAGCGAGGAUAAAGUGAAAUGGCAAACGAUACAGACGUUUUACAAUUCCAUACGCGAACCUGAACACCAGUACCAUACAGAUUUGUACUUGUUUUAUGAGAAAUUGCUCGACUUGAACGAAUACCCUCAGUUGGAUGCUAAGGCUAACAAACAUUUGUUUGGCAAAAGUAAAACAACCAACUUCUUGGCUUUAACAGAGUUCAAUGAUAUAAUCGAAUAUUGCAUGACAGAGAAUCAACUUUACAUCUAUUUCAAAGAGCGUCUUACUGAGGAAAACUAUGAGAAGUUCAUUUACUCUGACGAAGAUAUUCAAUCCGUUCAAAAAAAAUGGGAAGAAGCCCAAGCACAGUUCGAUGAUAGAGGAAGAGAUUCCAGGCAUUUUAGAAGAAGGAGAGAUGAACGUGCUCAGUCGAAACUCAAAGAAGCAUGCUUACCGUCAGCUACCGCAACUUAUGUUCAAAGACUCAAGAGAAAUAUGGACGAGGAGGAUCUUUACCAAUCUAGUAAUUUGGACACUCCUUUUGGUUACGAACCACCUAAGACUAGCCACGAAGACCUAUCUACCGAUGAGGAUGAUAUUCUAUCUGAGAAAUGCUUCUCCGAUGAAGAUGAGGAUGUGCGGAAAGAGAAAGAGGAGAAGAAAAGGAAACGUCAAGAAGCGAUAGCUGCCAAGGAAGAGAGAAAGCAACAAAAAAGAGAACAACAAAGGCUCUUGGAGGAAGCUUCGGCCAACAGAGAGCAUGUUCCAAAUAUACCUGGCAGUGCUAACGUUCUUUCAGAAAUGGAAAAACAACCAGAAGAUCAGUUCACUCUGAGAAACAAAUGGGAAAAGACGGUCAAUGAAGAUCCAGUUCUUGCACCAGUACCAAAACCUGCGCCAGUUGCAUAUACUCAGUCGCAUCCUACUGUUCAGCCUUUAUUCGGGUAUAAUUCAUCAGGCAACAGUAGAACACCACCUCCCAAAGCAGUUCAAGAAAAAAGCUUUUUCGGCGGACCUUCCGACGAUUCACUUUCUCAAUCAAGAAGUACACGCAAUACUAGUACUACUAACCAGUUCGAACAAUACAACUCUUCUAAACCAGUGAAUGAUAGGCUCACAAAAACGUCUUCGUCUAUUCCUUCUAGUUCGAUGAGAGGGAUGAAUGAUCAAGUAAGCUCAUGCCAGAGUCCAUCACCCCUCUACAACCAUCCUGUGACACAAUCUUUUCCAUUGGAAAGGUUAGCGUCAUCGUGCUCUGUCACGUCAACAACACAUAGAUCGGGAGCAGUGGAAGAAAACAAAAUGAAGUUCCUGAGCUUCCUCAAAACUCAUGUGAAGUCAUUUAGGUCAGAAGAAUCACGUCAUAUGCGUCUUUUGUCGAAUAUAUCCGGCUCUUGCUAUGGUCAUCCCACUCGUUUGUUCGGUAGUAGGUAUAUAGAAGUCAUUCAAAGCUUCAUUCCACAGAUACAAGUAGAGGAUGUAGAAACUGAAGAUGGGUACGAAAUUCUUUUCAAAUGGGUAGAACAAUGA